AUGGACCCACACUCACCAUUUUCUUAUCUCGUCUUUCCCCCGCGUGAAGAGCACACGCACACAGUCAUCUGGUUCCACGGUCCGGGUAGUAGCGCCUCAGAACUGUCAAGCGAAUUAUUCAAGUGCAAAGCCUCGCAACCAGAAGGACAACCAAGAACUCUUCGCGAUAUUUUCCCCACCAUAAAAUGGGUGUUCCCUCGAGCACCACCUUUAGACAUGUCGCGAUGGUUCCACAGGUGGUAUAACGAGCAGUAUGAAGCACUAAGGUUCAACCAUUCCUUGCGAUACAGCGGUAUUUCACAAAUCACAGACGGCCUCGAAGAAGAAGUCUACCAGGUCCCUGUCAACAGAAUCUUCCUGGCAUGGAUAGGCCAAGGCUUCCCAACUCCUAUUUCGGCAUGUGAGUUGACUUUUCAGGCACGGUUCGCCGGACUGAUCGGCCUCUCCAGCGGGCUUGCUUCGUAUGUACCCAGACUAAGGCACAUGCCGCGGUUCCCCUUGGUUCUACCAACGCCGGCAUUCUUGGCUCAUUGUGCCGACGACGAGGUGAUUCCGAUUGAGAGCGGGAGACGUCUUCGCGAUAUUCUGAGCGACUCGCUGCGACCAAUCCAGUGGAAGGAGUAUAGCGAUGGAGGUCAUUGGAUCAAUGAGCCGCAGGGAGUUGACGAUAUCGUUGCAUUUAUAAAGAGAAACAUGUACCGGUACUAGGUAGUCGUGUUGGCGCCCGGGGUUUACACACACCUGCACGACCACCUUCGAAGACCUAUACAUCUUCACCGCACUUGGCGCAGGGAAUUU
Messenger RNA from Hypoxylon fragiforme, 798 nucleotides. RefSeq names its product alpha/beta-hydrolase. Gene Ontology annotation, molecular function: palmitoyl-(protein) hydrolase activity; carboxylic ester hydrolase activity. The transcript has a single exon. The coding region runs from base 1 to 708 and encodes 235 amino acids. The record is from RefSeq and is a predicted model, not a curated record. Lineage: Eukaryota; Fungi; Ascomycota; Sordariomycetes; Xylariales; Hypoxylaceae. Gene Ontology annotation, cellular component: cytoplasm. Gene Ontology annotation, biological process: protein depalmitoylation.